This is a messenger RNA of Brassica napus (rape), 2477 nucleotides long. RefSeq lists its product as uncharacterized. The record is from RefSeq and is a predicted model, not a curated record. NCBI's taxonomy places the organism in Eukaryota, Viridiplantae, Streptophyta, Magnoliopsida, Brassicales, Brassicaceae. The transcript has 14 exons. Bases 600 to 2168 code for a protein of 522 amino acids.
AUUUAUAUUUUGCUUAUAGUGUUUCUUGAAUCUGAGUUUUUUUAAGCUUUCAUUGUUUAAAUAACUUUUGUUUUGUAUUUUGUUAUUUGCAUAUUCAAGUGAAUUUUUCAUGAUUUUUUUCGUUUUGAUGAUGGAUUCACUGAUUGGAGUUUCAUGUUUUUGGAUUUAUGUUAUUGUUAAGCCUCUUUGAAGUACAUGUUUUACAUAAUGUUUUGAUACUAUCGUUAUUCCAGUUCAACCCCAUAUAAAUGUUACGGAUUUCGGCUGCGGAUAUAAAAUACUAUGUAACUUUUAGAUUAACGAUAUUCAGAAUACAUAACCUAUAUGUAACUUGAUUUUUAAUAUUUUAACAUAAAAUACUAAUUAGAUGCCUACAAAUUAAUUUUCAUGAUUUAUUUCAAGGUUCGAUUGUUGAAAAUGUUUCAAUUUGUUAUAUUCCCCGACUAUGGGUCUCUGACUAAUGUUUAAGUAGCAUGAUUUGUGUACAAUAGAUGAUUCAACAUUUCUAACAUUUAUGAAGAAUUGUUGUAUUUACAAUGUUAAUCAAAGCCAUCAAUUUUUAUUCAUUUUAAUUAUCUCACUUAGGAAAAGCAGGCAAUAUGGAUUUGUAUGAAGAUAUCUUCAACGAUCAGUCGUUGCAAUUUAGUCCUUUGCGAUUAUCACCGUCACCAGAACCAUUUACUUCGAUCGUGGGUGUUUUACAAGAUCCUCUAGUGGAAGAAACUGAGAAUGUGCGGGAAGAGACUGUUGGUUUAAUCAACAAUUCUGCUAUAAGCGAGGCUAACCCCUCAAGGAGUGCACAAUGCCCAGAUCUAAUCCCACUUCCGGAUACAUUAACACUAGUGCAAUCUCCACCUGAAGUCGAACAACUGCUAUUUUGCAGUCCACAUGGGUAUAUGCAAGAAAACUUGCCAAACAUACAAUCAGAUCAACCAUUUUUGUUCGAUCAAAACAUGUUGGAUGCUUUUCAAGAGCAAGAUGUAUUUACAAUGCAAGAUCAGCAAUUCUUAUACAAUCCACAUGGGUCAUUACAAGGAAACACAAACGGUCAACUAGAGCACCAAUCUUUGUUCAGCCAGAAAACAAUGAAUCAUUUUCAGGAACCAAAUGAUUCUGCAAUGCAAGAUCACAAUUUCGGAUGCAAUCCACAUGGACUUUUACAAGGAAACGCAAACGGACAAUUAGAUCAACAAUCUUUGUUCAAUCAAAAUACGAUGAAUCCUUUUCAGGAACUAAAUGAUUCUACAAUGAUAGGAGUUGGUCAACAAAUCGAGGAAGAAAACAAUGGAUAUGCUCAUCCUGUAAUGACUCAAUCUUUUGGGUUACCAAAUCAUCUCCAAGAGCAGUUUUCAUUACCUUUAUCACAAAGUUACCCAUCAAAUUUAAGGUACCAGAACGGCCUAAUUGAUUCACAUUCCAACAUAUACGACCAGCAACCGCCUCCAUUAGUUCAAGCUAAUAGGGAAGACGAAGCUUUAGUCCCAAGGAUGGUUACAGAGGUGGCUAGGACAUGCCCUCUACAGAAUCAGACUUCUGUGACCCCUCCUCAAUCUCACAUACCGACAAGCUCUACAAGGACAUGCCCUUUACAGAAUCAGAUUUCUGUGACCCCUCCUCUACCUCAAAUACCGUCGAGCUCUACAAGUAGGAAUCAAGGAAACGUGCAAGAGCUACUGAAUAAGCCAUCAUCGGGUGUUAAAUACCCAACCCUCAAAGAUUAUGCACAUCUAUUUCCAAGCACGAAGGCAUUCGCUCCCAUAGAGUUCAACGUUUUGUGGCGUCAACAAGAAAAUAACCCAAGUCGGUUUGAGAGUCGACACAGAAAUGGCCAAAGUCGAUUAUUUGAGCGUAACGUUUUUGGGCGUCGCCAAAGAAAUGAUUCAAGUGGCAUUGAAGAUGUAGAAUCAUCAUCUGCUGCUCAGCGAAGGAGGACCGUCUCGCCAAAAAGAAAUGUUGAUUUAACUGCAGACGACCUUGGUGAUAAAAGGCUACAAAAUAAAUUAUAUGAUCCAUUGUAUGAAAGCCUCGGAUUAAAAAUUGAUCCUCACUUGAGAGUUUUCUUCCCACCCAAAAGAAAUGUUGGUAGAGGACCAAAAGAAAACCAGCGACGGCAAGAACCGGAUGAGAGACCACCGUCCACUGGCAAAAGAGAUCGGAGACUGAUUUAGGAACGUUCCCAAAAUCCGACGAAGGCUCAUCACCAGCGGUUAUGAGAGGAGAACUUUGCGCUACUCUACUCAGCCAACUGUGCAUUGAGGAACUGUAUUCGCUCUCUUUCCCCUAAAUAUUUAUGUUUCAAAUAGACUAUAACUUUGGAACUUUGAAAAUUUACUAAUUUAAGUUUAGAAAAAAAAAGAUUUACUAAUUUAAUAUUAACUAGUUAUUUUGUGAAAUUAUUCUUAGUGCAUGUGUUACCCAAAAAAAAGUGUUGCAAAACAUAUUCUUAGUGCAUAAUCUUCUUUUUAAAAUAAAAUGAU